Molecule: messenger RNA, 268 nt
Organism: Ilex paraguariensis (yerba mate)
Lineage: Eukaryota; Viridiplantae; Streptophyta; Magnoliopsida; Aquifoliales; Aquifoliaceae
Source: the annotation of a GenBank genome assembly
UUAUUUGAGCUGCCAUGCAUUAAAAUUUUUGGAUGUCAUGGAUGUAAAAGAAACAAUCCCCAGCAACUACAUUAUGAAAAGAUGGACAAAAGAUGUUACUGCCAUGAAUCCUAUAGAUAUAAAUAAAGACAAGGAAGAUAUUCUUGUAGCUUCUUCAACUCAUGCUAAAAAUCCACAAGAAGGUAGUAACGAUGUUGAAGUCUUUGUAGAUAGUGCAAAUGUUACAAAGGUGAUGGGUUUAAAGAGGAAAGAGUCAACAUAUCGUUGA